AUGUCCGCCGCUACCAGCUUCUCCCUCGCCGUCGCCGACGCCGUCUGGGCUGAGAUCAAAUCCGCUGGCCAGGCAUCCGACGAGCACCUAUCCAUCCUCGAGACGCUGUUCGGAAAGAACAUGCUGCGGGCCUGCAAGAUCGUCGACGAGCGCGGCGUCAGGCGCGUCACCGGCGCGCCCAGCGGCCGCUCGCUCUUUCUAGUGAUGGGGGAGUCGAAGAGGAAGGAGGAGUACCUAUGCUUCCCGGAGCACCUCUGCACCUGCUACUCAUUCUUCUACGACGUCGUCGGGCGCGGCGAGCAGCUCAGCUGUAAACACCAGUUAGCUGCGCGGCUUGCAGAGGCUGUGGGAGAACACCAGGAGAUUGAAGUGAAAGAUGAGGAGCUCGCAGAUAUGCUUGCAAAGCUCUGA
Messenger RNA from Miscanthus lutarioriparius, 411 nucleotides. The record is from the annotation of a GenBank genome assembly. Lineage: Eukaryota; Viridiplantae; Streptophyta; Magnoliopsida; Poales; Poaceae.